AUGAAGUCAUCCGCACUCCUCACCUUGGUCCUCGCGGCCGUCGCCUCCGCCCACAUUGUCAUCACCUACCCGGGAUGGCGUGGAAACACCCUCAUCACCAACGACACUUUCCCCUACGGCAUGCAAUGGAUGUAUCCCUGCGGUGGCCACAACGUGACGCAAAACCGCACCUACUGGCCCACCACCGGCGGUGCCGUCGCCUUCCAGCCAGGUUGGUUCCGCGGCCACGAGACUGCCUUUGCCUACAUCAACAUGGGCUUCGGAAGCGACGGUCCUGACGGCGGUCCCCUCAACAUGUCCAACCCCAUGGUUCCCCAGUUCCAGAUCCUCGGCCCCACCAACAACCCGUUCCCCGGUACCAUCUGCCUGCCCCAGGUUCCUCUCCCGACGAACACAACCGUCAAGGCUGGCGACAAGGCGACUAUCCAGAUUGUCGAGCUGGCUAUCCACGGCGCCGCACUGUUCUCGUGCGUCGACAUCAUCUUUGCCGAGCCCGGUGACAAGCGCCUCAACGAGGUCAACGAGACCAACUGCUACAACUCGACAGACAUUGGCUUCGCCGAAGUCUUCACCAUCACCACCAAACAAUCUGGCUCCGACCAGUACAUCAACGAAUCGAGCGCCACGAGUCUCAGACAAAUUAGCUGGGCGGGCUGGCUCCCUCUGGUUGGCGCCGGUCUGUGGCUGCUGUUCGCAUAA
Molecule: messenger RNA, 699 nt
Organism: Ilyonectria robusta
Lineage: Eukaryota; Fungi; Ascomycota; Sordariomycetes; Hypocreales; Nectriaceae
Exons: 3
Coding region: 1-699 (232 amino acids)
Source: RefSeq, a predicted model, not a curated record